Messenger RNA from Perca fluviatilis (European perch), 4190 nucleotides. RefSeq names its product cAMP responsive element binding protein 5b (gene creb5b). Gene Ontology annotation, molecular function: cAMP response element binding; DNA-binding transcription factor activity, RNA polymerase II-specific. Gene Ontology annotation, biological process: regulation of transcription by RNA polymerase II. The record is from RefSeq and is a predicted model, not a curated record. NCBI's taxonomy places the organism in Eukaryota, Metazoa, Chordata, Actinopteri, Perciformes, Percidae.
AUGCAGAGGACCGUGCACGCGCCCCUGCAGUUUUAUGAGAAGGUGGCCAGAGUGAUGAACUCGGACCAGGAAAGGCCGUACGUGUGCAACGCUCCUGGCUGUUCUCAGCGAUUCCCCACGGAGGACCAUCUGAUGAUACAUAGACACAAACAUGAGAUGACCCUUAAGUUCCCCUCCAUAAAGAACGACAACAUGUUAUCAGACCAGACACCCACACCAACACGCUUCUUGAAGAACUGUGAGGAGGUGGGAUUGUUCAGUGAACUGGACUGCUCCAUUGAGCAGGAGUUUUGCAAGGCCCAGGAAGAAGAGGACAGUAAACAGAGCAUCUCAUUGCACGGCCAGACAGGCCAAGGCCAGCACCAGCAGUCCCACUCACGGAUGGGCAACCAUGAUACCAGCAUAGUGAUCCAGCAGGCCCUGCCAUCUCCUCAGUCCAGCUCCGUCAUCACUCAGGCUCCAUCGACCAACAGACAGAUAGGGCCUGUCCCUGGCUCGCUGUCCUCAUUGCUGCACCUACGAAACAGACAGAGACAGCCUCUGCCAGCCUCCAUGCCUGGAACUCUGCCAGACCCGACCAUGCCUGGCUCCUCCGCUGUGCUGAUGCCUAUGGAGAGACAAAUGUCCAUGGGCUCCAAUAUGAUGGGUAUGCAAGGACCCACCCACAGCAGCUCCUGCUCUUCCACUCACAUUCCCUCCAUGCACUCAGAAGCCAAACUGAGGCUGAAGGCUGCACUUUCACACCACCCGGGUACCAUUGCCAACGGCAACAUGAACUCCAUGGGCCACAUGAUGGAGAUGAUGUCAUCGCGGCAGGAGCAAGGCGCCCACCAUCACAUGCACUCGCACCCGCACCAGCACCUGCAAGCCCCUCCUCACGCAUACCAGCACCACAGCCACCACCACCACAGCCAGGGCCACGGCCAGGGUGGACACCACCACCCGCAGGGACACAACCCCCAUCAAAACUCCCACAAUGCCCACCUACAUCCUGGGCACCCACACCAGACCUCACCGCACCCUCCAAUGCACUCUGCUUCUCAUAUGUCACCUGCAACCCAGCAGAUGCAUCCCACGCAGACACUGCAGUCUCCGCCACCCAGCGGCGGGCGGCGCAGGCGAGUAGUGGAUGAGGAUCCGGACGAACGUCGGCGGAAGUUUCUGAAAAAAAAAAAAAAGAUGAGAAAACAAAAAAAAAAAAAAAUAAAAAAGAAGGGCGCGGGCGCAAGGAGAGAGAAAAAGGGGGGGGGGUUAGCGGAAGAGCUCACUCAGACCAACAUGCAGCUUCAGAAUGAAGUGACCAUGCUAAAGAACGAGGUGACCCAACUCAAGCAGCUUCUCCUCACACACAAGGACUGUCCCAUCACCACUAUGCAGAAAGAGUCCCAAGGUUACCUCAGUCCAGACAGCAGUCCGGCGGGCAGUCCAGCUCCAGCGUGCUCCCAGCAGCAGGUCAUUCAGCACAACACCAUCACCACCUCCACCACAACCAUAGGGGGCAGCAGUGUGCACGGACAAACCAAUCACCGCACAGACAUUAACCCCAUCCACUAGGUUCAAGAGAGACUAUAACCCCUGCCCAAACUCCCCCUGCUACCCUGCUUUCUGAGGGUUGCCAACUGCACAUGCUGGCCCCCCUCUCCCUCCAUCAAGAGAAACCUCAAAGGCCUGUGAGGCUGUUCUUUAUACAGUAGCUACAGUAUGUAUUUUUAUAGACCAAUCCUAUUAACGCAUAAAUGUUCUAUGGUUUGUUGCAUCUUUCUUAUCUGUUUUUCAUGCUUUUAGCAAAAAGGGAGUUUCUGCUAAUCUCAUGCAGCAUUUAAGUGAAUUUUUCUGUUGUGUAAUGGUACAAAAUGGACCACAGCGGUCAUGGACCCUGAGGACAGAAACAUAAGCCUCAGACUGCCAUCUCUAUUAGCAGGCCUUACAUCUCUGUAUGCCCGAUGGACUGAAAAAUAAGUCAAAUCUUUCUCUGAAUAUUACACGUGGACAGUGUGUUGAGUGUAUGCAACAGACACUAUGAGUGGGAUGUUGCUGCCUUUAAGUUGUCUUUUGAAACCAAGUCAAACUGUCACCAUGAUGUCUUGAAGACAGGAAUAUGCAAGCAGGUGUAAUGAUCCUUUUCUUUUCUUGAAGCGUAAAUGACUGUUAACCAUUUCCCUGUCAGCGGUAUUCUUAAAGAGUGUCAUAAAAUACAGCACGACAGUGAAAACAUGAUCAAAGCAAUACAUCGCAGUAUUGAUCAUCUUCUCUACUGUGUGUCCACUUGAUCAGCAUGGCCAAGCCACUCUGGUCCCGAGGACGAUGCUGUUACAGCUACAGAACUGUACACUGUGAUACCAGUGAGGCAGCUCAGGAGUUGUCAAAAACUCCUCCGCUCUCCAGGACCAACUGAAGCUUUAAUUAUUGAGGCCUCUUUUCGUGUUUGUGCAUCUGGAUUUUAGGAUCCAUAGUUUUGAGUAUGCAUGUGAAUGAUGUAUAUUAUGUUUUGCCUUCUUUCCUCUGCAGAACAAAGUUCAGUGGGUGUGUAAAGAAAGAAAAACAAAAAAAGUGUGUGAGAAAGUGACUGUGAGCAUGAUUUUUAUUUUAUUUUUUUAUAUAUAUAUAUAUAUAUAUGACUGGCAUCUUACAACUGGCAAAGUGUUUUAGGGUUUCUAAAGACAAAAAGAGGAGCAGUUUAUGCCUGUGCUUUCCAAAAUGUCACAAUGUGCCUGAAUCUUUCUUAAAAUCUUUUGUUGGCUUUCUGUAGACAGCAACUCGUUCUCUUCAAACAAUCAAAACUAUUCUCAGUGUGUUAUUAAUGAGUUGUCUCGGCUUUCGUCUUGGAUGUCUGCUGCACGUAAGCGCAAAACCAGCUGACCAAGGAGAAAAAUACCCGCUUUUCAUUUGACCUCUCUGACUUCAUCAAUUUCUCUUCCUCUCUUUCUCAGGCCGCCGCUGCAGAGUAAAGGCUGUACUAAUAGUGACGUUUUUUUUUUUUUAUUCUCCAUUCCAGCCUUGAAACUUCACGCCUUCUCAUGUUGACUCCUCUUUAUCUCUUUCCUAUGACCAGGAAUGUCGACUCAUUAGCAUGAUGACCAUAAUGCACUGUGUUUUACAGUAGGAUGGAUGAAAUACAUUCCACUGACAGGUGGAGCGAUCGCAGAGCUGUCUAUGCACUUUGUCCUCUGUCAUGCCAGAGGGUAGAAUAGCCAUAUUAAAGGUCCCGGUAAUUCUCAGUGAUCCCCCUCCCUUUUCACACACCAGCGAGAAACUUAACUGUGUUUGGCUUUAUGGAGAAACUGUGCCUGGCAUGCAUCACGUGUGUGUAGAUAAAAGAAGGGAGCCUAGAGCUCGUUACGUUUGUGCCCUUUUUAUUCUGGAAAAUAAAGUUGAAGGACGUGAAAUGUAAAUCUUUAUCCUCAUAACAUUCAAGUUUUGUCGAAGCAUUCGGACUGUUAAUGUGUUAACCCUGGAGUCUGUGUGUUCCGAUGAGACAGAGAAAUUUGAUUCUCUUGAAAAGGGCUUUGUCGUACCAACCCUUUGAACUGAAGCUUGCCUUAUUUUAGGUUGUUUUUAAACCAUAUUUAGACUGUUAGACCAUUCCAAAUUAACCUCUUGCAUGUGAAAAGUAUGGCAAUGACCUCAAAAUACUUUCAACUGGAAUACUUUGGAGGUUAGCUAUUUUAGAGUUAGUUUUCUUUUUUUGACAGUGGGUCCAGGUUCAGAAAAAGACAUUACUGCCGAGGCAGACAAAAAAAGACAGAUGGAAGUGCAGUGUAAGUGCAUCGGUGUGGAUUUGUGAGAGGUGGAGAACAAUUCCUAUGUAUUAAUGAUGUUAUAAUUGUAUUAUUUUAAAUCUAAAACUAUAAAUAUUGUACAUAAUGUCAUUAAUUUCGGUUAUCCUGUACAUGUAAUGCAACCACCUUUCUUUUUGAAGGGAGUCAAUGUGUGGUACAUGUUUGUAAAUAAUGUUUGCAUAGCACUUGUGGCCUUUUGUUGUACGUCGAGGCUCAUUUCAGCGCUUAAAUACAUUGUUUAUAUGUAAUGGACUGACGAAUCCAUUCUUUCCCGCAUAACUUUGUACAUUUUGUGUGUAUCUGUAAUGACAUUGUCUUCAUUUUGUUUUGCAUUUGUACAGAUGUUAAAGUAUCACUGCAGCUACAUUACGGUAUGAAAAUAAAGCACUUGUUGUGUAACAUACAAACUAA